UUUUUUCGAGACAUCUAGUUGUGGAUUUUGCACUGUACCUACUUCACUUUUGAAUUUUGAUUUCCGAAUUACAGAUACAGCAGUGAUCUUGGAGUCUAGACACUACUGUCAACGAGAGGCGAAAUCAUCUUGAAAAUAUUCGAGAAAGCAUUCGAGUUGCGCACAGCGAUCCAUACUUAGCUAAAUACUUACUACGAUUCGAAGUGCUGUAGUUUGGUCCUGUAUGGAUUUUGGAGAUGUGAUGAUGUUAUCAUUGUUAUUGUUAUUAUAAUUUCUGCUGUGCCUGCUAUCGUCGAUGCCGUUGGCUGCGUGGGAGCAUGUACUUCUAAGCAGGAGCACAUAUUCCCCUGAAACGAAUAUAACAAUGGCUGCCAGAAACAAUGAGGAACGAGAGUACUCUCCGGAAAUUAUCACCCCGAGCCAGUACCUUGUCGAAAACCUUCAGGAUGUUGCGAUCGAUGGGGAGCAGGAAGAUGAUAACGAUAUCAUGGUUGUCGAUGAAGCAGACGAAAAGCAGGGGGAAGAGUUUUUUGUGCCAGACGCGAAGGAUGAUUUGAUCAGCAAGGAGGACUCACCGUUUUUCAUCGUUUCGCCUUAUUCGCUGGAUGAGAUUGCUGUAGUAUUCGGAGAUGACGGAGGUCUGGAAAACAAAAUUCGGGAGCAAGGCUUGAAGGUGUUUACGGACGAGUUUGCGUCUGUGGCCUCCACUUUAUGGCACUUCAAAUUUAUGACGACGGAAUUUUUCCAAGGGAUGCUUAAUGGCUUUGUGGCAGCCGUUAACUUAGUAAUUGACCGUUGCCAUCGAAUGCAAGAUGCUACUCCACAAGCCAAACUGACAUUUCGCUCAAAUUUCAAGAUUUCGUUUUAUCAUAUGUGUCAGUUUUUGGAGCAGCUUGGAAAGCAGAUUCAUCAGAGCAACGCCAGUGCCAUGGCUAAAAAGGGUGGACAAAAAUUUCGAAUUGAGAACUGGAUGCAAAAACUUCGCUUUCGUGCACUGACAUCGCUGGCAAACUAUACCGAUCCAUCACGCAAUUGGAAAGGCAUCUGGGAGAAGAAGAAAAUUGAUACAGAGAUCAGCAGAUUAUUGCUGACGACUUUAUUACGGUUUUGUGAAGAUGUGAAUAUUGCCUCUUCGAAAAGCGAUGUGCAGGCGGAAAGCGAACUGGCUACGAAAGCCUUGGCCAAUGCUAUAUCGUCGUUUCACUUGACCGAUGAUUUUCUGACUGGCUUGCUAAAACUUUUUCACCGACAUGAUGCGAGUGGUUGGAUCGCCGCUGACGUGAUUGGUCGGGUUUGUCAGCUGCAUUCCAUUACAGAGCUGGCAGAGAAGAGUUGUAUUACCAAGCGGAAGUAUCGUAUUAUUUUUGAGAAGGUUCUAUCCCGAAGUGGAUUUGGGGAAAAAACCCAAACGGUACGAAAAGCAGCGUUACAAUGUCUGACAGCGCUGACUGAAAUUGCUCCGGAAGUGUUAGAGAACUCUCUGGAAAAAAUGAUGCAUAAAUUAGUUCGCGAUGGCGACUUGUUGGCUCAAAAAUUACCAGAUGAAAUUGGUCAAGAUUUUACCAAGAACUGGAUCGUUCAUAGUAAUUGGUUGCGAAUUCAAAAGAGUGUUGUUAAAACCAUGAGAGCGUACCUUGCAAGUCGUACUACUCCGGCACAUGUGGAAGAAGCAUUGGAUGGAAAACGUUUUGAAAGCGUCAUGGACUACAUUUCCGCCGCUAUUGAGAAAAUGGAUGGAGAGACUGCUGUUUAUGGACUUCUGUAUGCUGCAGAGAAGUUUCCCGAAAAGAAGCUCAUCAUGGAUUACCAUGUCCAGAGUUUUUUAUCCGAGUUUGAUAACGACGCGCCUCCGUACCGCAUGCUGUCUCUUCUUGAUUGUUUACGGGAUGUUCUAAAUUGGAAAGAUCAGAAGGAAAGAAAAGGCGUCAAACGAAUCGAUGCUUUAUUAAAAGUUCUGCCUCGGGAUAUGGAUGACGAGACACGAACAAUGGUGUCGGAAUUCAGGCUUUUGCAGGACGAUAUAGCGGUACGAGCGGCCUUAACUCGGGCGAUACCAACGUGGGAGAAAGUGUUGCAGAUGUCUAACAAAUCCGAUAUCGUCGAAAUCUCUACAUUUCUAAUCAAGAUUGAACGAAAGGGAUUUAAGGAAGCCGUUUAUAUUCUUCGGGGAUUAACAAAUUUCUUCGCAUCUGAAUCCAAAGAAAUUCGGGAAGCAGUUAUGGGAGCCUACCGGGAAUUCUUUAUCGGGGAGAACGCCGAUGCUUUAUUGGCCAACGUGGAUCCGCUGGUCAAUAAACUAAUGCGUGAAUUGCCAUGUAAUUCCGCGUUGAGUUUUCACGCGGUCAGAUUGUUGUUCAAAAAUGAAGACGAACGCAUUGUAAAGAAAGCAGCAAGGAAGCUGAUGUCUGCAGCUGUUACUUCGGAUGGAAACGACGAUGUGUGGCGGGCGUGUUUGGCCCUGUCCAUUCUACCAGGAGCAGCCGAUAAAGUGAUAAUGGAGCAGUUGGAAAAUCUCUAUCCCCGUUGCCUGCAGAAAGACGGCUAUGAUCCACGUUUGGUCUGCACGUUUUGUGAUGUACUGGUCAAAGCCGGAAAAUCACCUCUAGCGAAAGAGGAUAUAACAGAAAAAGAAACUCGUAAAAUGUCGCUGGAUGUCUUGCAUCCGAUUUUCCUGGCAUUACUUGACAUUUGCCUUAUGUCGUUUGCGGAUAGCAAGGGAUUUGCGCAGACCCAGAUGUAUGGUAAAAUCGCCGAAGCGCUUUUUGCCAUCUCCGAAGAUCCGAAGUCUACAAUGAAGCACUUGAUGUACUUCACAAUUAUGCGUUUGAAGAUGAACCUCAGUAAACUGAAGGCCAAACACAACGCUGCAGCAAUACCUGCGCAAACUGGCGAGCCCGAAAGUAGCAUGGAAGGAAGUGCAGCAGAGACUGAUCAUGGCCUUCUGGAGCUUCAGUAUAUUUUAUACUUUGGAGCUACUGUUGUGUUUGUCUUUGGUAACUGGAUCGAAGACAUAUUUUCGGUUAGUCAAGAUAGUAAAGGGAAGCCUCAGGAAAAUGCUGGCCAAGGCGAGACAAAUGAAAAUGAAGUGGAUGGUCCAAGCGAAGAUGACCGUAGCAAAGCAGUGGUGCUGCAGAUUCGAAAAGCAUUGUUUGAGUGCUCGGAAGAUGGUCAUGGGUCAGCUGUGUAUCGUAUAUCCAGAAUAAUAGUACAACUGGCGCAUACGGAGGCUGUUAUAACGGGAAACAUUGGAGGCGUCGUUACUUUUAUGGCUUUGAUCCGACUUAUGCUAGUCAGCGAACACUUCUGUAAAGCCCACAUGCGAUAUCUUUUGAAAGUUUUGGAAUCAACGAAAUCGCUGGAGUUGAAAAAAGUUUUGUUAAUUGGAUUUUCCGACAUCGCUGUGAGAUUUGUGAACCUGAUUCAACCAUACACCGAUAGCUUUACGAACCAAUUGCGAGAUCCUAAUCCCAGCAUCCGAUAUCAUGCUCUGAUGGCGGUGGUUCGCCUGAUUGUUAACGAUUUGGUUAAAAUUCGGGGGCAGCAAUGUGACAUCGCUAUGCUUAUUUGUGAUUCCGAUGAAAAAGUUUCCAAAGUGUCUCGUGGAUUUUUCUCUGAGAAAGUCCCAAAGCAAAAUGUGAUGGGCAUGAUCCCCGAGCUUAUAAAUCGUGCGGAUCUGUAUACUAAGUUGGACCAAAGCCACGUCGAAGAGCUGCUCAAGUAUCUCAUUGGUUUGGCCGGCAAAACUCCAACUGACAUGGAAACAUUGGCGGACGCUUUUCUCGAAAUUUUGACGGCUUCGCGACCGGCUCGGACGUGGCAGAUCGCAGCGUAUGGCCUCACCGUAGUCGGGCCACAGGUUGCUGAGAAAUUUGCCGCUACUUUUCGCGACCAGAUCUCAAGCUUGAAAAAAGCUCUGAAGGACGAAAUUGUGUUUACGUUCGUGAACGAUAUGAUGCAGUCGCUGCGGAAGAAGCUUCCAGACGAUAAAAAGCGGUUGGCAGACGAUCUGUUGAAAAUGAUUCAAGCCAUCAAAGGCGACCCGUCCCGAAGACAAAACCGAAGCCCUCAACCGAGUACGUCACGACAAGAGGACUCCGUGGAGGAAGAUGAUUCGGAAGGAUCGGACUCCAACUCGGAAAACGAUGACCAUCGUCCAGUUGCAAAGCAUGCCAAGCGUGGCAGGAAGCAGCGCGGAACGAGUGUUUUUCAGCCUAAGCGAAGUCCCGCUAAGCGAUUGGGUACUGCUCAACGGGGAAAUACGUCCCCACAGAAGAGACGAUUCAGGAGAUAAAGUGGACCGGUUCUCAGAGCGGCUUCGUCUUUUCCUUUGUUGGUUAUUGAUUUUGUUCUGAGAAAUUAAAACGCUAAAAAAUGCAGUUUAUGUAUGGCCUUCUUUAUUGUUGGGUUAUUUUGUUGUCCUCUAUUCGGUGGGGUGUUUGGUAAACACUCUCUUAUCAUGUUGCUCAAAAUGUCCUGGAUUUCUUUUGUUUCUUUGUAUAGUUUUUUUAUUGGUUUGUGCAUUCGGAAUCUCCAAGAUUGUCUUGGAUCUGUAAAUUAGCGAGGUUGGUGAAAGAAUUCUUUCAGUUCAGUUGUAUUCGGGAAGGGCAGAUUGCGACUGUAUUUUAACGUAUGUACUGUAGUAUGU
This is a messenger RNA of Paramacrobiotus metropolitanus, 4645 nucleotides long. Its product is annotated as condensin complex subunit 1-like. Gene Ontology annotation, molecular function: histone binding. NCBI's taxonomy places the organism in Eukaryota, Metazoa, Tardigrada, Eutardigrada, Parachela, Macrobiotidae. Gene Ontology annotation, biological process: meiotic chromosome condensation; mitotic chromosome condensation. The transcript has 26 exons. The record is from RefSeq and is a predicted model, not a curated record. Gene Ontology annotation, cellular component: condensed chromosome, centromeric region. The coding region runs from base 296 to 4291 and encodes 1331 amino acids.